Messenger RNA from Scheffersomyces amazonensis, 1890 nucleotides. RefSeq lists its product as uncharacterized. Gene Ontology annotation, molecular function: protein binding. Bases 48 to 1607 code for a protein of 519 amino acids. The record is from RefSeq and is a predicted model, not a curated record. Lineage: Eukaryota; Fungi; Ascomycota; Pichiomycetes; Serinales; Debaryomycetaceae. The transcript has a single exon. Gene Ontology annotation, biological process: ribosomal large subunit assembly. Gene Ontology annotation, cellular component: nucleolus.
AUAUUAUUUAAACAAUCUUGUAUAUACAACCGUAGUAGGAAGUUAAGAUGGCUACCGUUAUACCGCCUCCAUCCAAGAAGCAAAAGAAAGAAGCACAACAAAUUAGAGAAGUUGAUCUUGUUCCCAAAGAUUUACCAAAUGUGCUUAUUAAAUUUCAAGCAUCUGAUUCUGGAGAAACAAUAGGUGGAUCAAUUAGAGUACCAGGUGGAAUUACUGAAAAACAAUUAGAAGAACUUUUAAAUCAAUUACAAGGUGAAACAGAUGAACCUGUUCCAUAUACUUUUUCCUUAUUAAAUAAGUCCAAUGAAAAUGAUAAACAAGAGCAAUUAAUUGAUAUUAAAGAUAAUUUAUAUUCAUCAGUAUUAAAACCAGGAAUAAAAACAACUGAAGAUUUCUUAACAUUAGUAUAUACUCCUAGAGCUGUAUUUAAAGUAAGAGCUAUAACGAGAUCUAAUGCAGCAAUUGCAGGUCAUGGAUCAACUAUUUUAUGUUGUCAAUUUGCUCCAAAUGAUUCUGGUAGAAUGUGUUCUGGAGCAGGAGAUUCAACUGCAAGAAUAUGGGAUUGUAAUACUCAAACUCCUUUACAUACUUUAUCAGGUCAUUCAAAUUGGGUAUUAUGUGUUUCAUAUUCACCUUGUGGUACUAUGAUUGCCACUGGAUCUAUGGAUAAUACUAUAAGAUUAUGGGAUGCUGAUACUGGUAAGCCAUUAGGAAAUCCAUUAAUUGGACAUUCUAAAUGGAUAUCUUCAUUAACAUGGGAACCAUUACAUUUAACUAAAUCUGGUCAAACUCCAAGAUUAGCUUCUGGAUCAAAGGAUGGUACUGUUAAAGUAUGGGAUACAACUAAUAGAGUAUGUUCAUUUACUAUGAGUGGUCAUACUAAUUCUGUAUCUUGUGUUAAAUGGUCAGGAUCAAAUAUAAUAUAUAGUGCAUCUCAUGAUAAAACCAUUAAAGCUUGGGAUAUAAGUGCUAAUGGUAAAUGUAUUCAAACAUUAAAGAGUCAUGCUCAUUGGGUUAAUCAUUUAGCUUUAUCUACUGAUUAUACCAUAAGAAAAGGUGGAUAUGAUCAUACUUCUACCAGGGCAUCAAGUAAAAAGCAAAAUAUGGAUGAAUUAAGAGAAAAGGCCAAACAACAAUAUGAAAAAGUUGCCAAAUUAAAUGGAGUAAUUAGUGAAAGAUUAGUUACUGCCAGUGAUGAUUUUACCAUGUAUUUCUGGGAACCAUUAAAGACUUCAAAACCAAUUACUCGUAUGACAGGACAUCAAAAAUUAGUUAAUCAUGUGUCAUUUUCACCAAAUGGACGUUAUGUUACAUCUAGUUCAUUUGAUAAUUCUAUUAAAUUAUGGGAUGGUAUAAAGGGUACAUUUAUUGGUACUUUUAGAGGACAUGUUGCACCAGUUUAUCAAACAUCUUGGUCAGCAGAUGAACGACUCCUUGUUAGUUGUUCAAAAGAUACUACAUUGAAAGUUUGGGAUGUUAGAACUAGAAAAUUAAAUGUUGACUUACCAGGACAUGCUGAUGAAGUAUUUGCUGUUGAUUGGAGUUUGGAUGGGAAAAGAGUUGCUAGUGGAGGUAAAGAUAAGAUGAUAAGAUUAUGGUCCCAUUAGAAACUGUAGCCUAGAGUUAAAGUAAAUAUAUAUGUCAUAGAUAGAAUUAAACAUGUAUAACAGAACAGUCCAAAAAGUAAUUAUCAUUGAAUUUCAAUAAACUUCAAUGACCUCUAAUAAAUUUCAGGGCCCCAAUUUGAAUUUCAUUUAAAAUCAAUAAACUUCACUGAAUCAAUCACAAUUACUUUUGAACAUAUGGAGCCUCACUAAUUAUUGCCUCAUUAUCCUUAACCAUAACAUAAAUCUGAUAUGGCUGGCUCAUUAUUAAAAAAUUGAUUUACUC